AUAUAUUGGCGUACAGAGCAUACCAUAUAGCAGGACGACGGCACCACCUCCAUCUUGAUCUGUCCAGAUCCUUCCACUGCCAUUCCAAUCCUGUUCGGAAAGCAUUGCACUGGCGUCAAUCCGAAAUUGAUCAAAUCCCGUGCCGCUGACCUGCCAUCGAUGAGAUUGCUCCUACUCCUCUCCACGCUGGUAUGGGUGGCCCUGGCUUCGGCUUCGGUGCCUACCCAUGCCAAUGCAACUGUCCCUCGAUGGAUGACGCUACCCAAGACACCUAAGCUGCCGCAGCCUUACCAGGAGGGUCGCGUGAAGCGACCCGACGGGACGUCCAUCUGGUACGGCAAGUGGUUUGCCCAGCAAGACAGUGCACGCGGAAGGAAACGAGCCGCUGCUCACCCACCGCUGGUUUUCCUUCAUGGCGGUCUUGGCGCUUCGACAUGGCUGGGCCACCAGAUUGAGCAUUUCAAGCAAACCCGGAACGUCGUCGCAAUUGAUUCGCGUGGACAAGGACGCUCGACCUUCAAUGAUACCAUCACGUAUGAUCUUAUGACCGACGACGUCGUCGCAGUCCUCGAUCAUCUCAACGAACGGAAUGCGUCAUUUGCUGGGUGGUCUGAUGGCGCCAUCAUAAUCCUCGAUAUGCUUAUGCGCCAUCCAUCUCGUUUGGAGCGAGGCUUUGCAUUCGCUGCCAAUUACGACAUUGCAGGUACGCAGGAUGUGACCAAGUCACCCGUCUUCACUGAAUACCUGAAGCGCACAGAGAACAUUUACAACCGUAUCAACCCCUCAGCCGAGUACACAGGCCUGCAGAACAGCAUCUUCGACAUGUGGGCCCGUGAACCCAACGGGACGAAGGAAGACUUCACGUCUAUUCCUUCGGCCGAUGCUCGAAGAGUCUGGGUCGUAGACGCCGAUCACGAAGAGGCGGUCAAGAUCACGCAGCUUUACGAUAUGAGUGCAUGGCUGCCCGAUGCCGGUACGAUAAUUCUGCCUGCCGUGUCCCAUUUUGCGUUCAUGCAGGACCCCAAGUUCUUCAACCAAGCUCUUGAGGACUUGCUGCAAUAUCCUUUAUAAGUUGCACCCCAGCAUAUGCGCUUACUCUGUUGCAGUCUCAUAUAUUCUGCCACCUGUCAAAAGCUACCUGGUUGAAGUUUAGUGAGCACUCCCCAGAGUGACCGAAUCGGAUUAUGAGG
Messenger RNA from Tilletiaria anomala UBC 951, 1190 nucleotides. Its product is annotated as alpha/beta-hydrolase. The transcript has 3 exons. The coding region runs from base 160 to 1071 and encodes 303 amino acids. NCBI's taxonomy places the organism in Eukaryota, Fungi, Basidiomycota, Exobasidiomycetes, Georgefischeriales, Tilletiariaceae. The record is from RefSeq and is a predicted model, not a curated record.